This is a messenger RNA of Candidozyma haemuli, 990 nucleotides long. RefSeq names its product TFIIH complex serine/threonine-protein kinase subunit. Lineage: Eukaryota; Fungi; Ascomycota; Pichiomycetes; Serinales; Metschnikowiaceae. The record is from RefSeq and is a predicted model, not a curated record. Gene Ontology annotation, cellular component: transcription factor TFIIK complex; cytoplasm; nucleus. Bases 1 to 990 code for a protein of 329 amino acids. Gene Ontology annotation, molecular function: cyclin-dependent protein serine/threonine kinase activity; RNA polymerase II CTD heptapeptide repeat kinase activity; ATP binding. Gene Ontology annotation, biological process: protein phosphorylation; positive regulation of transcription by RNA polymerase II. The transcript has a single exon.
AUGUCUGAAACAACCACCCAGACCAAAACCAAGCCUCAACAGGAAAGGUACUCCAAAGACAAAAAAGUCGGUGAAGGUACUUAUGCUGUGGUUUACGUGGGGAAGCUGGUGAGAAGCGGUCGUCAGAUUGCCAUUAAGGAAAUCAAGACUGGACUCUUCAAAGAUGGCCUUGAUAUGCUGGCUCUUCGAGAAGUUAAGUACCUCCAGGAGCUUCGCCAUAAGAACGUGAUUGAACUUAUAGACGUGUUUAUGUCGCUGGAUAAGAACUUGAACUUGGUGCUUGAGUUCUUGCCUUGUGACUUGGAGGUGCUCAUCAAGGACCAGAGUGUGGUGUUUAAGUCUUCAGAUAUCAAGCUGUGGCUUCUUAUGACGCUUCGAGGGGUGCAUCAUUGCCAUAGGAACUUUAUUUUGCAUCGAGACUUGAAGCCUAAUAACCUUUUGUUGGCGCCUGAUGGACAGCUUAAGAUAGCAGAUUUCGGUUUGGCUAGAGCGUUUGGCAACCCGAAUGAGGAUUUGACGUCGAAUGUCGUCACGAGAUGGUAUAGGGCGCCAGAGCUUUUAUUUGGCGCUAAGCAUUAUACGGGUGCUGUGGAUGUUUGGUCGGUGGGUAUAAUAUUUGCUGAGCUUAUGCUUCGAACGCCGUAUCUUCCGGGUAAAGACGAUUCAGAUCAGCUCGAUGUGACGUUUAAGGCUUUGGGAACGCCUACAGAGCAAACAUGGCCCAAUGUCUCGAGCUUGCCGCUUUAUAACGCUUUGAGAGUGUACCCUCCUCCAUCCAGACAAGAGCUUCGGAACAGAUUCAGCGCAGCUACAGAAAAAGCCUUGGACUUGAUGAUUUUCAUGACACAAUUAGACCCAUCUAGACGGUGCACGCUGACCCAGGCACUUAUGCAUGAGUACUUUACGGAAAUUCCAUUGGCUACAGACCCAGAGGACCUUCCUACGAAGGGCGGAAAGGAAUCUGCCGAGAAGAAACGUCGUUUGCAGUAA